Molecule: messenger RNA, 714 nt
Organism: Styela clava
Lineage: Eukaryota; Metazoa; Chordata; Ascidiacea; Stolidobranchia; Styelidae
Source: RefSeq, a predicted model, not a curated record
AUGCAGCCGCGUACGCAGCGAGUCAAUCAAAGUCUUUUUAUCGUAUUGUUGUGUCUUAUAAUACACGUAUCUUCCGCUAACCAAUGUUGUAGGCUUGAAGAAAGGCCCAAUGGGUCAGGGUAUAUUUUGGAAAUACCUGGUUCAGCCAGUAAACCGGGGAGGCCUGGCAAACGCGGACCUAUCGGCCCCAAAGGAAAUCUGGGUGACGUCGGUCCUAAAGGGGACAAAGGGCCUCCAGGUAGAAGUGCUGAAAUCUCCACUGACGCGAUUUUGGCUUACGAAGAACGAAUAAGGCAACUGGAGAGAAAGCAGGCGGUGUUGUGGAAAGCUAGCGGAUUGGUCGUUUUUGGAGAUAUGGCAUUUUUCUUUUCUGCGAAUCAAAUGAAUUGGUACGAAGCUGAAAUCAUGUGCCAAAAUAAGGGCGGCAGGUUGCUGACAAAGGGAAUUCUCGAUGUAAAUACUCGCAGAAGAAUUUUCGACAAAAUUACAGAAGAAAAAUCGUCGUUUUGGAUUGGCCUCAAUGAUAUUGAUAAUGAAGGAGUUUUUGUAUGGAGUACCGGAGAUGUUUUGUCUUCCACAAGCUCUCUGUGGGCCCCACGAGAGCCUUCGGACCAUCGUUCUGGAAACUGCUGUACCUUGUGGCUAGAACACCUAAAGCUAGAUGACACUAAUUGUGAUAGACAAAGGCGAGCUAUUUGUGAGAUUGAUAUUUGA